UUCUCCGUUGUUAUCGCCCACACUUUGGUUACGUUUUUCCUAGCCUCGUUUUCAGCUCCUUCAUGUUUAAAAGUUUCAUUAUUGGGUUUACAGUCAGUGCUUCUGUAUCCGUCCCGCAAGGAACGUAGGAGAAAGGAGCAGCCACCGCUGACUGAAACCCGUUUGCGGCGAAUAAUGGAAAAUUCUAAAGUGCUCACGUCCUCAUUCGCCGCCGUCCAGCCCAUCAGGGAAAAUAUUGGGGCGUAUCUACUCAAGUGUUUGUACAGAGCUGCAGAUUCUCGAUUGAUCAAUGGCACUACAGAUGAAUCUCUGUCCUUCGCCGAAGUUGGACGACAGGCUAAUGCCGCUGCCAAGAGCUUUAUCAGGCAUGGCAUCCGAGAAGGAGACAUUGCCUGCUUUAUCACGGCAAACUGUAUGCCGAUAAUCCCUGCCCUAAUAGGUCUGGCUUCUAUCAAUGCUGUCGCCACCUAUGCUGAAAUGAGUCAAGAAGACACAGUGGACCAUCUGAAUAAAUUGAAGGCCGUCGCCAUUUUAUGCGACCCUUCCAGUAUAAAACGAGCGCGAGCAGUCAAGGAAUUGGCACCUUCUGUGGUCAAUUUGUUCGUGAUGGGCGAGUGCGCUGAGUCCGACUGCAUCAGCUGGAACACGUUACUGGCGGAACAGAAUGGCGAUUCUACCGUGGUGGAGGCCCGCUACAUUCCCAAACAUCCCUGUUACAUGCCGACCACGAGCGGAACGACGGGAAAGCCUAAAGUUGCCAUCCACACUCACGAAACAAUCAUGGCUUGCUUUAUGGCCGUCAGUCAUCCUGACCACAUGCCUCUAGGUCCGAAAGAUGUCCUCCUAUCCACCACAGCACUUAUUCAUGUGUACGCACUAUUUGAUUGCACGUGCAAGGCAAUAGUACAGGGUGCAUCGUCCGUUUUCCUCGAACACUGUGAGGGGGACUCUGUCUUGCAAGCCCUACAACGAUACAAGGUCACGUCGCUGCACACGGUGCCUUACGUGGCACAGGCGCUUCUGAACAACCCCAGACUAGAAGACGAUGGCAUCGACACACUGAAGCACAUGACGACAGCGUCAACCUACAUAGCGGAAGCGACUGCUCAGGAGCUACUGACAAGGCUCAAGUUGCAGGACUUUGCCCAAUUGUACGGACAAACUGAGAUCAUCUUCGCUACAGCGGGGGUUUAUGGUGAACGUUCUCGUACAAGAUCCAUGGGGAAGCUGGCAAGUGGUGUGGAAGCUGUUAUACGUGACUGUCAGACUGGUGAACUGCUAGGGCCAGGGCAGCAAGGCGAGCUUUACUUAAGAGGACCUGGUGUGAUGAUAGGCUAUUAUGGCAGGAUGGAUGAGCCCAUUACGGAUUCAGAGGGCUGGCUCAAGACAGGCGAUGUAUGCUACUACGACAGCGAUGGCUACAUCUACCUGGUGAACCGACUCAAGGAGUUCAUCAAGGUGCGAGGCACCACCAUUCCUCCGGCAGCCGUAGAGACGGAUCUACUGCGGUGUCCUCUAGUGAAGGACUGCGCCGUAGUCGGGCUUCCGGAUCCAGAGACGGAACAGGCUCUGCACGCCAUCGUAAUUCCAAGCACCCCAACUGCAAACGAAGAAGAGAUACAGAAGUUCAUGCAAGAGCACGCUCCAGAUUUCUACCAGCUGGAGGGCGGCAUAACAUUGACUGAUCGCAUCCCGAGAAACAAGAUAGGAAAAUUUGUGCGGAAAGAGCUGGUGCAGUGGCUGUUAGAUAGAAAAGAAAAAAAACAAUAAAGGGUUGAACAAUGUA
Molecule: messenger RNA, 1786 nt
Organism: Ornithodoros turicata
Lineage: Eukaryota; Metazoa; Arthropoda; Arachnida; Ixodida; Argasidae
Exons: 11
Coding region: 175-1770 (531 amino acids)
Source: RefSeq, a predicted model, not a curated record